CUCUCCGUCAGCGCAUGCGCGAAGCCACAUAACGAAGGCUAGCAGAAAAUCAAAGUGGACCUGUGACUGUUAGCUAACGAAAGUGUUGGUUUGCACAUUAAACACAGAGUGAAAUGUUUCGGAGAAAACUGGUCGCUCUAGAUUAUCACAACCCGAACGGCUUUGACUGCACAGAUGAGACCCAGUUUCGGAACUGCAUUGUGUGGCUGGAGGACCAGAAGAUUCGACAUUAUAAGAUCGAAGACAGAGGAAACCUGAGGAACAUCCCCAGCUCAGAGUGGCCCAAAGCCUACCAGAAGUACCUGCAGGAUGUGAACUGUCCGUUUGGAGUCGACGAGAGGAAGGAGGCUGUAGACUGGUUACUGGGCCUGGCUGUGCGGUAUGAAUAUGGAGACAAUGUGGAGAAGUACAAGAACUGUCAGCCCCUGGCAGCCUCCAGUAACAGUGAUAAAGCUGUGGACCCUCUCAUUAACCUCGACAGUAAUUCUCCAGAUUUCAAAGCAGGAGUUACAGCUCUGGCCAACAUCCUCAAGAUACAACGACAUGAUGACUACCUGGUUAUGCUUAAGGCCAUUCGUAUUCUGAUCCAGGAGAGACUUUCUCCAGAAGCCAUCGCUAAAGCCAGCCACAACAAAGAGGGUGUUCCAGUAGCUUUAGACAAGCACAUCUUGGGUUUUGACACUGGAGAUGCGACUCUGAACGAAGCGGCUCAGAUCCUGCGCCUGCUGCACAUCGAGGAGCUGAGGGAGCUGCAGACCAAGAUCAACGAGGCCAUCGUAGCUGUUCAGGCCAUCAUAGCCGACCCCAAGACAGACCACCGGCUGGGCAAGGUUGGCAGAUGAGAGCGAGGACGCCGAGGACAGCGGAGGGAGUGUGGGACUAAACCUGAUUUGAUUUUGAGAGGAAAAACCUUUUGUUGGUUGAGGGACAUAAAUGAGUUUGUAUUUUUUUUUUUUUUCCUGUUGUUGCAUGAGAUUGGACUGUUUCAAUUGGGAAUCUCAUAAAUAAAAGUGUGGACAUGCAGCAUGGAUAAGUUCUUAAAGCUUAAUCUAAGAAAAAAUGAAUAAAAAUGGUUUCUAUGAAUUA
Molecule: messenger RNA, 1086 nt
Organism: Archocentrus centrarchus (flier cichlid)
Lineage: Eukaryota; Metazoa; Chordata; Actinopteri; Cichliformes; Cichlidae
Gene: rtraf
Product: RNA transcription, translation and transport factor
Exons: 8
Coding region: 114-842 (242 amino acids)
Source: RefSeq, a predicted model, not a curated record